Molecule: messenger RNA, 1134 nt
Organism: Babjeviella inositovora NRRL Y-12698
Lineage: Eukaryota; Fungi; Ascomycota; Pichiomycetes; Serinales
Gene: LHP1
Product: Lhp1p
Exons: 1
Coding region: 39-1013 (324 amino acids)
Biological process (GO): RNA processing
Cellular component (GO): nucleus
Molecular function (GO): mRNA binding
Source: RefSeq, a predicted model, not a curated record
CUCUCCCACAACAGCUAGACGGUCCCACGCCAAAAAUAAUGUCCACCGAAGAUUUGAGCAAAGAAAUUUUGAAGCAGGUUGAAUUCUACUUCUCCGACUCCAACUUGCCUAACGACAAGUACCUCUGGAACGUUACCCAGGCCAACGACGGCUGGGUCGAGAUUUCCUCCAUCGCUACUUUCAACAGAAUGAAGAGAUACAGACCGGUGGAUACCAUUGUUGCUGCUUUGCAGACCUCUACCUUCUUGGAGUUGUCUGAGGACAAAGAGUCUGUCAGAAGGGUGGACCCAAUCGGCCCGGCUGAGGAAGCCAAGAGAAGAGUCUUAGAGAAAACCGUUGUGGUCAAGGAUCUCCCGGUUGAUCUCACGUUGGAACGGGCCGAAGAGUUCUUUAGUAAGUUUGGCCAGAUUAACCAGGUCAGAUUGAAGAAGAGAGACCGUGCCUUUACCGGUAAGGUUUUUGUUGAGUUCAAGGACACUGAAGAGUUUAACAAGUUUUUGGAUCAGAAGGUGACCUACCCAGAUGGGUUUAUGAGUGAAGCUGCUGUUGCCGCUGCUGCUGCCGCUGCUGCUGCCCAGACUGCUGAAGUAGCCACCGAAUCUGUUGCAGAAGUUACCGAAGAUGUUGCGGCAGUUACUGAAGCUGUUGCUGAGGUUGCUACUGAGACUGUUGAUGCCGCUAUUGAACCAUCUGUCAAGCCAUUAUUCAUAAUGUCCUUCUCCAAGUACAAUGAGCUCAAGAGAGCCGAGAACCAGUUCGGCGACCAGACUAGAAGAAGAUCUUUCAACCACAAGGAUGGUGAAGACGGUGAGAGAAGUUCCUUCCGCGGCAGAGGUAGAGGCCGUGGUGGGAGAGGGAGAGGUGGCCGUGGUGGCCGUGGUGGUAGAGGCGGCCGCGGUGGUAGAAACAGAGGUGAUGAUGUCAACGGGUUCAGAAACAGAAACGCCGAAAGAGACGGUGCCGACGCUUCCAGAGCCCGUGAGAGCUCUCCUCAGAGACCAACUGUCGAAUAAAAGAAUAUUGACACGACUUACGAUCCCUCACCAUUUUGUUUAAGUCUGUAAAGCAGGCUUCUGUUUAUAGCUUCCGCUACAUGUAUAAUAUAUAGAGAACGUUUCAUAAUUACUCUGUGCA